This is a messenger RNA of Cygnus atratus (black swan), 5290 nucleotides long. RefSeq names its product ubiquitin specific peptidase 20 (gene USP20). The record is from RefSeq and is a predicted model, not a curated record. Gene Ontology annotation, biological process: protein deubiquitination. Bases 484 to 3219 code for a protein of 911 amino acids. Lineage: Eukaryota; Metazoa; Chordata; Aves; Anseriformes; Anatidae. The transcript is spliced from 24 exons. Gene Ontology annotation, molecular function: zinc ion binding; cysteine-type deubiquitinase activity.
CUUCCGUAAGUAAUUCCUGCCUCGGCGCUGCUGGCAGCGGCCGCGGAUCGUCGUGGUGGGUUGUGCGGGAUGAGCGAGCAGAUCUGGUGAUUGCCUCGUGAAAGCAGCGCUGGGGCUUGUUUUUAUUUGUACCAGGCUUGUUUUUAUUUGUUCCCCUCCGAAUCUGCGCUCUCUGAAUCUGAACUGUUGAAAACUGGCUUUCGUUUUGGUACCAGACCAAGCAGUUGUUUUGAAAUGAAAAUAAAAAGAGAAACGUGUUACCGUGCAGGCAGAGCUGCUGAUUUUGGCAGCGAUUGAAGCGAGCGAAAGUAGGUUGCAGUUGCCGUGGAAUUGUUCUGACAUGUUCGCGUACUGUUCUUCCCCAGCGCUUCUUGAGAGAGACAGGCUGGAGGACUUGUUUUAAGCCUGUGAGAGCAAUUCUGACACGUGACUGAGUAGUGCUAUCCUUUCCUGUCCUAGGAAAACACCCUCGCACAGGUGAGAAUGGGGGAUACAAGAGACAUCUGUCCUCACCUGGAUUCCAUAGGAGAGGUGACCAGGGAUGACCUGCUGCUCAAAUCCAAGGGAACCUGCCAGUCAUGUGGAGCUGUGGGACCAAAUCUCUGGGCUUGUCUUCAGCUCGGUUGUCCUUAUGUUGGUUGCGGGGAGUCCUUUGCUGACCACAGCACGCUUCACGCACAGGCCAAAAAGCACAACCUGACAGUGAAUCUGACCACUUUCCGGGUCUGGUGUUACGCCUGUGAGAAGGAGGUGUUCUUGGACCAGCGGCUGGCAGCGCACACGCAGUCACCGCCAGUGAAGUUCACUGAAUCGGAUUCUCCAUUGCCUGCUCACCCUUUGAAGGCCGUUCCAAUUGCAGUGGCUGAUGAAGGCGAAUCCGAAUCAGAGGAUGAUGAUUUGAAACCAAGAGGCCUUACUGGAAUGAAAAAUCUUGGGAACUCCUGCUACAUGAAUGCAGCACUUCAGGCUCUCUCUAACUGCCCACCUCUCACACAGUUUUUUCUGGAAUGUGGUGGACUGGUCCGUACAGAUAAGAAACCAGCACUGUGCAAAAGUUACCAGAAGCUGGUGUCUGAGGUUUGGCAUAAGAAACGCCCGAGUUAUGUUGUUCCAAGCAGUCUAUCUCAUGGAAUUAAACUCGUCAACCCCAUGUUCCGAGGCUAUGCACAGCAGGACACUCAGGAGUUCCUGCGCUGCCUGAUGGACCAGCUUCACGAAGAACUGAAGGAACCGAUUGUUGCAGAGACGAGAGAUUUGGAUACCAGUGACCAGGAUGACAAGCGAGAGGGUGACCGAAGUCCUUCAGAAGAUGAGUUCCUCUCCUGUGACUCGAGCAGUGACAGGGGUGAAGGAGACGGUCAAAGCCGGACCGCAGGGGGCGUGGGCAGCAGCUCCCUGGCAGAGACAGAGUUGUUGAUCCAGGAUGAAGCAGGGAGAGGGAUCUCCGAGAAAGAGAGGAUGAAGGACAGAAAGUUCUCCUGUGGCCAUCGGCGCAGCAACUCGGAGCAGGUGGACGAGGAUGCAGACGUGGACACUACUAUGAUGCCAGUGGAUGGUAGAGCCUCGCCUGAGAUGCUUCCAGCUCCCCGUCCUGCCAGCCCAUGUAGGACACCAGAACCUGAUAACGAUGCCUAUGUGCGCUGCUCCUCACGCCCCUGCAGUCCUGUCCAUCACGAUAUGCACUCCAAGCUCUCUAGCAGUCCUCCUCGCUCCAGUCCUGCCAGGCUCGGACCUUCCUAUGUGCUCAAGAAAGCCCAGAUGCAAGCUUCCGGGAAAAAGAAGAAAGAACUUCGUUAUCGCAGUGUGAUUUCUGACAUCUUUGAUGGCUCCAUUCUCAGCCUGGUGCAGUGCCUCACCUGUGACAGAGUUUCUACAACAGUGGAGACGUUCCAGGACCUGUCACUCCCAAUCCCAGGGAAGGAGGACCUGGCCAAGCUGCACUCUGCCAUCUACCAAAACGUGCCAGCUAAGACAGGGGCAUGUGGGGACAACUAUGCCUCACAAGGCUGGAUUGCUUUCAUCAUGGAGUAUAUCCGGAGAUUUGUGGUAUCCUGUAUCCCUAGCUGGUUUUGGGGUCCUGUUGUGACACUGGAGGAUUGUCUUGCUGCCUUUUUUGCAGCAGAUGAGUUGAAAGGGGACAACAUGUACAGUUGUGAACGGUGUAAAAAAUUGAGGAAUGGAGUAAAGUACUGCAAAGUCCUCCGGCUACCAGAGAUUCUCUGCAUCCACUUGAAACGGUUCCGGCAUGAGGUGAUGUAUUCUUUCAAGAUUAACAGUCACGUCUCCUUCCCCUUGGAAGGGCUGGACCUGCGACCUUUCCUAGCCAAGGAGUGUGUCUCCCAGAUCACCACCUACGACCUGCUGUCAGUCAUCUGCCAUCACGGCACAGCAGGCAGUGGGCAUUACAUAGCCUACUGUCAGAACGUGAUCAAUGGCCAGUGGUACGAGUUCGAUGACCAGUAUGUCACCGAAGUCCAUGAGACCGUGGUACAGAAUGCAGAAGCCUAUGUCUUGUUCUACAGGAAAAGCAGUGAAGAGGCUGUGCGAGAGCGUCAGAAAGUCGUGUCCCUUGCCAGCAUGAAGGAGCACAGUUUACUCCAGUUCUACAUUUCUCGAGAAUGGCUCAACAAAUUCAACACCUUUGCUGAGCCUGGUCCCAUCACCAAUCACACCUUUCUGUGCUCUCAUGGAGGGAUCCCUCCUAAUAAAUACCAUUACAUUGAUGACCUGGUUCUGAUUCUGCCCCAGAAUGUGUGGGAAUAUCUCUACAACAGGUUUGGGGGCGGCCCUGCUGUGAACCAUCUAUACGUGUGCUCCAUUUGCCAAGUGGAGAUUGAAGCACUCGCCAAACGCAGGAGAAUUGAAAUCGACACCUUCAUCAAGCUGAACAAGGCUUUCCAGGCAGAGGAGUCUCCAAGCGUCAUCUACUGUAUCAGCAUGCAGUGGUUCCGUGAGUGGGAAGCCUUUGUCAAGGGGAAAGAUAAUGAACCUCCUGGACCAAUUGACAACAGCAAGAUUGCACUCACAAAAGCCGGUGGCCACGUGCAAGUUAAGCAGGGCGCUGACUAUGGGCAGAUUUCCGAGGAGACAUGGAUUUAUUUAAGCACACUGUACGGAGGGGGGCCAGAGAUUGCUAUCAGACAGAACGUGGCCCAGGUCCAAGAACUGGAAAACCUACAUGGGGAGCAGAAGAUUGAAGCAGAGACCCGGGCUGUGUGAUCUGUGCAGGAGGGGGCAGGGAAGGUAUGGCACAAAUAUGUCCGCGUGGGGAUGGAUGGCUGGGGAACUCUGAGGAGUCAAAACGCUUCCUUUGUCUGGUACUCGAGGUGUGUGCAGCUCCCACCACCACUGCUGGGGAAGGCAGGUUUCCUCUGCCAUCCUUUCACGGGGCUUUGAAUGUAGGGGUAGUGCUGGGAAAGACCGGGAGAAAUCAUUUCUCUGUAAUUCAUCUUUGCAGCCCCAGUGAGGGAAAAAAUGGUGGUGAGACUGCAGCUAACCGUCACUAGGAUAUGUUUUGACCUGAGCCCUCCCCCUUUUGUUUGCUAACAAGAAAUCAGCACUCCCAGCUUGCCCCGAGCAAACUGAAUCUCUCUGCUCCUUUGCAGGUUUUGCUUUUGGCACUUUCCUUUUUAACCCAAAUGUGUAAAGAUAAAAUGAAAUGUUAUUUAUGUUUCCAGUGAGCAGUGUUGCAACUAGAGAAACCUGUUUAUUUGAAGUUAACUAAAGCCACAAGGUCUCCUUGUAGUUUUGUGCUGAUGGUGCACAGCUGUCACAACUUCCUAGUUUUGCUCUUUAUCUAAUUCCUGCAAGUUCAGUUGCAACUCAGAAAUUUUGAAAUAAGCUGUUUCUUUCUCCCCCAAGCCCUAAAGUCACACCUUCACCAUCCUGGCAGACUUUUCUUCUCCUUGUAUCUGAUGUCAUGUGUUCAGCAUGUUUUCAGAGAACAAAGCUGGAAGACAAGUUCUCCUGCACACUGGCUUCCCGCUGUACUGUUUCCUCUAAAGCUCCUGGCAGCUCUGUAGAUAUGGGAUGCAGCCUUCCAGGUAUUAAACCCACAGGGUUGGGACGUGAGCAGCUUCAACUCAAAGCUGUUUGAUGGUUCGAUUUCCUUGGAGCAGGAUACAGGAGUGCUCUGUUGCAGGCUUUGCGGCUCCUGGUCUGGUUCAUAAGCCCAGCCUCUAUUCUCAGAAGGACCCUGCUGUAAGCCUAGAUCUGUCUCCACAGCUCUCCUGAGAAGCAAAGGGUGUGUGAAGGAGGAGCCCAUUUGUUUGCACAGGGCCUGUUGAGAUGGGUCAGCCUUGGCUAGGGCAGUAAUUCAGAGCUGGGGAAGGUGCCUGGUUGAGCAGGUCCAGGCUGUUGAAGCAGCUUUUUAGGAACGAGCUGCUUUCUGCAAACAAGCCCCCACCUGUGUGCUGAGGUCAUUCUAGCUUCUCAAUGCAGAUGUUACUUGUGUAUACAGUGGCUCAUUUAAUGAACAGAAAUAACUAGCUCCCUAAUCUACUGCCGCUAAUGCAGCCAUAGAGUAUCUGAUAACAGCCAACAGAGAGGCAUAAAGACAAAAGAGGCUAAACACUAUUUUUCUUAGCAAGGCUAUUCUCAAAAGUUCUUCCUUCAUCUAAGCCAGCAAGGCAAUAGUAUAAUCUUGUACGCCUUUGCAAAUGUUUCAGUGAGCUUUAGUGGAAUCAGAGAGAGGCAGAGCUGGCAAGGCAGAGGUGACCUUUCUUGGGCUGAGGACCCAAAGCGUGUACUCAUGGCGGUGCUGGAACCCGCAUGAUUCCACAGCACCAAGUCUGGCCACCCCGUGGUGGUCUGGGGCUCUGAGCUCCCCACAUGAAAAGGGAAAGAAAAGGAGGGGGGAAGAGGAAGGCUGCUCUUUGACUCACAGAUAAAAGGUGGAGAAGCGUGUAGGAGAGGAGAGUUAGAAAAGAAAAACGUGGCCUUCAGAUUUUUUUAGACCAAAUGUUUGCUGCCAACAGCAAAUUCUUCUUUAAAAAGAGUGUCUGUAAAUGGUUCAGCAUGUUAGUUUUACUAUCCUGUUUAUUGGAUGCUUGUAUAUAUCCAGCCGGGCCCGAGGGGAGGUCAAAGAAUGAGCCACUGUUGGGAUUUCUCGUUGUUUUAAGCUUUGUUAGCCACUGCAGCCUUCUUUGAAGCUGCUGCAGAGCCUGUAGGGCUGCAUGUCUGUGUUGUCUGUGCUGUUUGGAGGAUGCUGUACAGAUUGUAAUAACACUCCCGUGCUUAAGUGUUAAACUCUGUGCUAAAAAUGUGUUACAAUAAAUAUAUGUGCAUUCAA